GGUGCUUAAUGUUUAGUGUAGGAGUGUUGCAAUAAGAAUAGGGACGCCCAAACCCACAUUUGGGAUCAGUUCAUGAAGUGAUUGACUAUCAGGCUGAGUCGUGCUGGCUGAUGCAGACUACCUGGUUGGGAUUCAUGUGAUUAUCGUGAUCACUGCUCUGAGACGUUGAGUGACGUGGAUCAGAAUCAGUCUCAAGGGCAAAAAUACGUUCCUCUGUGUAGCACCUUGGAUUCCAAGUCUUAAAAUUAUUGUGCACUUUUUGCCCCCAAAAUUUAUUCUCUCUUCGUGAAUCAUGUUGUCUAUACCUAAUUAUUUCUACAACCUCUGACAUUGGUACUAAUUCUACUACACAGGCAUGUUUCUUGAUAAUUUCGUCUUGUGCUGCUAUAGUGUGACAACUGAAAUUGGUUCACGUAUUUGCUAAAUUCUACUUUUUGAUUGACAAAUUCUAAGUCGGAGAAAAGUUUCCUUGCUCUUCCCUUAUAGUUGGUGUACAAGUUUUGUAAUUCAACGGUUUAUUUCAGUUACCAUAAUUUAACGUCUUUGUUCAUAUCUUCAUCUGUCAGAAUUAUGGAUCGGUAGUAGCCUUAAUUCUUUUAGAGGACCAUUGUAAGUGUGAAUCGCGGAAUGGUGAGCUCUUUAACUUUAGACUCCUAUCACACAAUUUCUAACUGCUUGAUAAAAAUAGGUUUGCUUUUCUAAAAAUUCUAAGAUACACAAUUACGUUCGAUUUUUCAACUUCUAUUGGUGAAUGAUUUUAUGGCUGUUUAACUUUCACAUUGGCUCAAAUGCAUUCACUCGUUAUUCUCUUCUUGAUCGCUUCAUGUACUUACCUUUCCACGCAAUCUUUUCACCAAUGCUUGGUUUUUUAUCAUUACUACUGCUAAAUUAUUUCAAUCUCUUUUACAAUUCAUCUGGUACUAAUUUGGGAUGACAAUAUGGUCCAGCAUAUCUAUGCUAGGUUCUGCUUUGAUGAUGUCUGUAUGUCGGACUAAUAUUCGCUUGCAACAAAGUUUAGUGGCUAUCACACGUAUUAGCUUACGAGACUACAUCGUUUAAUAAGCGAAUUUAUUAUUACUGUUGGGGAGAUAGUUUACUCACUGUUAGCUGUUUGAAAGCUAAUUUCAUGUUAUAUAUCAUUGGGGAAUAUGAAAAGUGACACAACCUAAAAAGAUUUUUUAAUUACUUUCUAAAGAACCCUCUAUAAUUCAUAUUAGUUUCAAAAAGCAGAUUGAAUCGGUGCAAAAGUAUCCGUUUUUGGUCUUCCUUUCAGUUUUAAGCAAUAAUAUGGUCUCAAACUUUCCUUAUUCUCCGAUUUCAUUUGCUUUCUUUAAAGGAUUACGGAAUAGAUGGAUUUUAGUUAGUGAUCGAAUCCGGUAUUCGGGUUUCGUUCUAUUUUGGUACUAGUUAGCUAAAUCUGUGAUGCAUUCUAGUGUUGAUGUUCAACUUGGGAUUCAAACCCAGAACCUCUAACUUCAAAUUUCAAUGUGAACGUCAACAUCGGGGUGCAGAUAGAACAAAACCCACUUUCUGGUUUCCAUCGCUAGCCAUAAUCUAUCUGUUCUAAAUAUUUGUAACGAAACAGCCAUAUCAAGACAGUCCUCACAGGAUGCACGUAUCCCAGUAUGUAGGAAUGAUCUAAACUUGAUCUUAAAUAUAAAAAAAAUUGGAUAAUUCAAACUCUUACUAGUAAUAAUACUAUUGCUUUCUCCUCCAUUUUUCUCAUUUUCUCCUGAUGCGUAACUACUUAGGUUAGUGAACACUUGUACCAUCACUUUAUGUAUCUCCCUCACGCCCGUUUAUUUUGUUCAUUUUAUUGUGUAUAAUUUGUAGUUGGCAAUUUUAUAUUUAACAUGAGGCCAGACUAUUGACAUUUUUAAAUUAUAGACCUAACACAUCAAGAACCACUCACAAAAAGACUGUGUGUGACCGGCUUUAAGCAGUUACCUCUUAGAUUUUGUGAACACGCUGUCAAGUCUUCAAGAUUAUUACUAAUCCAAUUUUCUUUUCAGUCACCUCAAAAACAGUUAUUAUUCCUCACCGUAGGCAACCUCUAAGAGUACUCGAGAUCUUUCAGUCCGCGACCAAGUAUCCCACAUAACAGUUAUUAUUAUCAGUCAUUCGAUCACAAGUUUAAAUUCCGUUCUACUUGAUUUAUUCUCGACAGUCAACCACCAGGGUAACAGGCUUGAAGUUCAUUGUGCUUGCUUCGGGUUACACGACAGGAUAGCGUGUCACUAACUCUUGCGAAAAACUGUUUGACUCAAAUACAAUGUACAUCAUACCUGUUCUGGCAUACUUAGUUGAAUUAUUAAGUUAAACUAAAAUCAUAGUAAUUCACUCGUCCAUCUACGAUUCACUCUUUUUUUCUGAAAAAUUUUGUAGGAUAAACUUCAAAAAUGCAUCAGUCACAAUGUGUAUUGUACAUUUGUCAGUCAUGAACCGGAAUUCGACUAUCUUAAAUCAUUGGAAAUUGAAGAGAAAAUCAAUAAAAUCCGAUGGUUACCACGUACUAAUCAUGCACAAUUUCUGCUUUCUACAAAUGACAAAACAAUUAAACUUUGGCGCAUUACUGAACGGUGUCGACGUGUUGCCAAUAGUACUUGUACAUCCUCUGAUUACUUCUUACACAAUAAUACAACUAGAAGUACUAAUACUACCGAUAAUGAUGAUAAUCUUAUGUUGAACGAUAAGAAUAACUCAUCCGUUUCAUUGAAUAAAAUUUAUCAGAAAACUGAUCUACGUGUACCAUAUUAUGAAGAUAUUGACCCUGUCAUGGAUGCACAUCCUAAACGAAUAUUUGCUAAUGCACAUACUUAUCUUAUCAAUUCAUUAUCAGUGAAUUCUGAUCAAGAAACAUUUCUCUCAGCGGAUGAUUUAAGAAUUAAUUUAUGGAAUUUAGAAAUUACCAACCAAUCAUUCAGUAUCCUUUUCUUUAUCUCUUAUUGUUUGUUCAAUGUUAGAUAGUUUUUUUUUGUAGAGGAACUUCGUUUUUACCCGUGUGUACUUUUGGUAGGUAUUUUUGGAUCACGGACAUUGACUAUAACUUAAGGAUCCCUGUGCUGCAAUAAAUAACAGUCCUAGUUACAGGUCAGUAGAUUCCGGGUUUGGACCUUAAUGAGCUAUUGUAGAGCAGGGACUUAAGCAUUCAACUCUCAGGUUUUAGUCACUGGUUCAACCUACUUCCAUGUAAUAUCGCUGGGCCUCACACUUAAAUUGUGUCCCUUAACCAAGCGCACAAGUCUGCAUUUAGUAAGUGUGCGAAAACUUAGGCUAAGAAAGUAUGGAGAAUCACGGAACAACAAAUAGUCAUUUUUCAUUAUGUAUGGUGCUCGUUACGCAAGACUAGGAUUCAGUCUUUUAUGAAAUUAUGUAAGCAUGCUUUUGAAGAGUUUCAAAUUAAAUCCUGUAGGAACUCAAUAGGGAGAUUUACUUGGAUCUAAGCUAUUUGCUAGUUAGUACUACCUAGCAAUGCGUUUCUGUAAUCCUCCAAAAACUAGUACUUCUUGUGAGUAUGAACGUGCGUCGCCCAGCAUCAAAAGGAAGCCAUCAUUUAGCCUUUUCAGUCAUAAUGUUACCACCUGUAGGACUGAUUGAACGUUGAGCAGCAAUUUAUAUCGUUUAUGCGAGACCCUUGGUAUUGAUGCAAUUCUAUCGAUCUCUGUUUCGGUUGAUCUAUUAGUUAUCAAUUAGUAGUAGCUCAGUAAAUUACCAACGCUGUUGUACAGAUGAACUUGUGAAGACUAAUCACUGCGCAAGUCUAUACUAAGCUUUAGUCAAACUGAAACUAACUUAGUCAUUAUUUAGUGGCAACUUGUUUUUCUUUUUCUUCAACUAUUCAACGCAUUGCAUACACAAAGUACUUACACUAUGCUUGACUAAUAAAUGAGGAAAAAUUCUGAUCUCGUAUUGAAUUUAUCUAAGACAAAUUCAUACAGAUAUUUGUGUUGUAUUAGUAAUAAUAAUAAGUAAUUCAGCAGCCACUUGCGUAUACAUAUAUAUACAACAAAAUAUGAAGUAAGACUAUUUUUCUUUAACCCCUUUUUUAAAAAAAUAAUAAGAUAUUGUUGAUUUAAAACCUGUGAAUAUGGAAGAUUUGUCUGAAGUGAUAACAGCUGCUCAAUUUCAUCCAUCAGCGUGUUCAUUAUUUAUUUACAGCAGCAGUAAAGGCACCAUACGUUUAUGUGAUAUGCGUCAACGUGCACUGUGCGAUGAACAUGCAUUAUCGUUUGAAGAAGUCGACGAUCCAAUGAGUCGGUGUUUUUUCUCUGAAAUUAUUAACAAUAUAUCCGAUUUAAAUUUUAGUCAUUCCGGUCGUUAUAUUUUAAGUCGAGAUUACUUAACAUUGAAAGUUUGGGAUUUAAAUAUGCCUCGUCGACCAGUUGAAACUUACCUCGUUCACGAUUAUUUCCGUACAAAAUUAUGUGCACUCUAUGAAAAUGAUUGUAUAUUUGAUAAAUUCGAAUGUCAAUGGUCACCAAACGAUGAUAUGGUUGUCACCGGUUCAUACAAUAAUUACUUUCGUGUAUUUGAACGUGGUACCUCGAAUGAUCUACUAAUGGAAGCAUCUCGUGAAGCUAUGGAAAAUAGUGUAUGCGGUAAACUGAAACCAUGUCAAGUGAUAUCUGAUGGAACUAUCGGGGGUAGCAGUGCCAGUAGUAGUGGUGCUUUCGCUCGAUCAUGGUCUGAGGGUAAAGUCAAUGUGGAAUGUAUGGAUUUAACACGUAAACUGCUUCAUUUAUCAUGGCACACACGUGAAAAUACUCUAGCGUUGGCUGGUACUAGUAAUCUUUACUUACUUGACUACUAUCCUGAUAAUCGUCAGUUAAGUGAUAAUCCAAUAGAAUCACAACGAACUGAUCACCUAAUGAACGGUGGUGUUAAUGACAGUAGUAAUCAUUAUUUUGACAACAAUAAUAUUACUUCUACACCGUCUAAUUAAACCAGUUGUACCAUAAUUAUACUGUAAAAUGUAACUCUUUCGUUAGCAGUCCUGUUUUUUUAACUCCCUCUGUUUCCUUAGAAUGCAAAUACACACAUACUUGUGCACAGACAUCGUUCCGCUCCUCUAUCCUUCUCCGUGUAUAUUUAUAUUUUUUUCAUAAAUUGUAUUGUCUAUCGUUAAAUUGCAUUUCUAGCCUUUAAAUUAUUAUGUCUGAUUGAUAUGUACAUUUUGCAGUAUGUGCAGUAUGUAUAUGUAUGUAUGUAUAUUUCUAGGACUAACAUCAAUUGGUAUUAUAUAUAUAUAUAUAUAUAUAUAUAUAUAUAUAUAUAUAUAUAUAUAUAUAUAUAUAUAUAUAAAAAAGAUUUGGCAGCAACCGUGUCUUAUUUCAAAUUGCGAAAUUGUAGCAAACACUUUUUCAGAGACAAAACUUUCGUUACAUUAUUUUGUAGUAGAGGAUACACUCAACCUUUCCCUCGUUGUCUUAUAAUCUCUUCUGUUUGUUAUUGUUCUUUUUAAUGAAUUUAACUGCACUCUAUAAUGAGGAGGAUGUGUUGGUGACACACAGCCAAUUGCACUGAUCUUUUCUACUACUAUUGCAUUUCAUCUCUAAUGUUUAGCUUGUCAUUCAUUAUCUGCCUUGAUUUGGUUGGUGAACAAAAAACUUUGUUAAGCGGAUGUUCAUACACAUUCAGUUGUAGAUUUCGAUAUAUGUAUGUAGUACCACUUAUCCAUUGACGUUGACAACAAGCAUCUUUCUUCAUCGAAUCCUUUUCACAGAAAUUUCUUUUUGUACAAAGAUUGUUUUUUUUUAAAACUUUCUUGUAUUCUUUAUUCUCUUCAAGUGCUCAACUUCUAUUGUCUGUGUGACUUUGUAUUACUCAGGUGUUCUGUUCCAUAUUUGUUCUGUUGUUGUACACCUUCAUGUUAUUUCAAAAUUAUUGUUUGAUUGAAACAUAUUUGGUAUUGUGCAUGUGUAGGUGUAUAUGUGUGUAUCCCAGUACUUUAAGUGCUCAUUCUCGCUUUCACCUACAUUUCAGUUCUUCAUCCCUUUGUAUUCACCUUACUCUUGAUAUGGUGAUGAUGAUGAAUAGGAGGACAGGUUGUCUAGACAUCUCCCUUAAUUUCCUUGCCAAAUAACGAAAUAUAUUCGUAGUGAUUUUUCUACUAUUACUCUAUCAUGAACUUAUUUUAUCGGCGUGUAAAUCAAUCUAUCUCUUCCGUAGAUUUAUAUGCUUAUCACUUAUGUGUAUGUGCUGGUAGGCAGUCCUCGUUUAUGUUACUGAACAACAACUAGCUUCAUCAAAACAAUUCCAGGUCCACACUAUGUACAAAUGACUGACCGAAUGUCAUUUGUAUCACGACAAUUCGUUUGUUGCUAAUCUGUUGAAUGUUCCUCUUUUUACUUCUUGAAUUUCUGUUUUCCUUACAUUUUGUUCCAUAUUUGUGUAGUACACCUAGCAACGAAAUUUUCUCCACACAAAAAUAUGUUUUUAUUACUUAUCUUCACACGAGAUGUAUACUAUUUUUUACAUACAUAUGGAUUAAUUAUUGUUGUUGAUCAUUCAACGGUCUAUUGUUGAAUAUUUAAAAAUAUAUACUUUUACAAAUA
This is a messenger RNA of Schistosoma haematobium, 6554 nucleotides long. RefSeq names its product Serine/threonine-protein phosphatase 2A 55 kDa regulatory subunit B beta isoform. The record is from RefSeq and is a predicted model, not a curated record. Gene Ontology annotation, cellular component: cytosol; protein phosphatase type 2A complex. Gene Ontology annotation, biological process: peptidyl-serine dephosphorylation. Gene Ontology annotation, molecular function: protein phosphatase regulator activity; protein binding. Lineage: Eukaryota; Metazoa; Platyhelminthes; Trematoda; Strigeidida; Schistosomatidae. Bases 4088 to 4942 code for a protein of 284 amino acids. The transcript has 5 exons.